Messenger RNA from Medioppia subpectinata, 2595 nucleotides. The record is from the annotation of a GenBank genome assembly. Lineage: Eukaryota; Metazoa; Arthropoda; Arachnida; Sarcoptiformes; Oppiidae.
AUGGAGUCCGUACUGAACCGCAUCCGAGACACUGUCUCAUCGACGGUAAUACAGGUGACGUCCAACUUGUCGACAGCGCUUCCGGGCAAUCCUCUCACCCGCGAGUACGACCUGAGCCGACACGUGGCCUCUGCCGGACCUCAUCUCUGUCUGAAGGUCUUCGACGCCGUGAAGAAGAGUACGCGCGAAGAGUCGGCUCUAUUCCUCUGCGACAAGAAGUCGUUGGACCAGAAGUUUAAUAAAAAGGAUAAAGAGAUGGUUUUGGAGAUCAUCCGCAAAGGUGUCAACCAAUUGACUCGCUUAAGACAUCCAUCGCUGCUAACCAUUCAUCAUAACAUAGAGGAGAGUCGCGACUCAAUAGCGUUCGCCACCGAACCGGUGACGGCGAGUCUGGCCAACCUUCUGGGCCAACGCGACAACACACCGAUCAGCACAGAUCCCGAACUCUUUGACUUCUUCGACGUGGAGAUCAAAUACGGUUUACUGAAGAUCUCUGAAGGUCUGGCCUUUCUUCACAACGACGUGAAACUAUUGCACCGAAACCUAAGCCCGGAGUCGAUUGUCGUCAACCGGAACGGCGUGUGGAAGAUAUCGGGCUUUGAUUUCUGCGCGCAGGCCAUCAGCGCCACCGAAAGUCCGCUCAAAUUCCCGCAUUUGAAUGCAUCAAACUAUGCGGACAUUCCGGCCAUAUGUCAGCCAAACCCCGAUUAUAUGGCACCGGAAUAUAUGGACAGAGAUGUGACGAGUGUGGAGACCAGUGCCGACAUGUUUUCCUUAGGCUUACUUACGUUCACGUGUUAUAAUAAGGGAAAACCACUGCUCCCGAGCGCUGGGAAUCUCAAGUUACGAAGUGUUGAGCAAUUUAAACGACUGCCGGACUCGACCUUCAAUUGCAUUCCUGAAGAUUCCAGAAGUCAUAUCAAAUUGUUGUUAAGUCUGGACUCGAGACUACGUCCCGAUGCCAUCCAGUUUUCAAAAUUGCAUUUCUUUGACGAUAUUUUGGUUAAAACUUUGCAAUAUUUGGACGCUUUAUACCAAUGGGAUAACCUUCAGAAGAGUCAGUUCUAUAAAGGAUUGCCGGAACUGUUGUCUCAAAUGCCUAAACGAGUUAAACUGAAUCGCGUUGUGUCGAGUUUGGCCAAAGAGUACGUGAAUCCAGAUAUGAUUCCUUUCGUUUUGCCAAACAUUCUGCUCAUCGCUAAAGAGACGGACGACGAGGAGUUCCAGAAGUGGAUUAACAAACUAUGCGGACAUUCCGGCCAUAUAGAUGUGACGAGUGUGGAGACCAGUGCCGACAUGUUUUCCUUAGGCUUACUUACGUUUACGUGUUAUAAUAAGGGCAAACCACUGCUCCCGAGCGCCGGGAAUCUCAAGUUACGAAGUGUUGAGCAAUUCAAACGACUGCCCGACUCGACCUUCAAUUGCAUUCCCGAAGAUUCCAGAAGUCAUAUCAAAUUGUUGUUAAGUCUGGACUCGAGACUACGUCCCGAUGCGAUCCAGUUUUCAAAAUUGCAUUUCUUUGAUGAUAUUUUGGUGAAGACUUUGCAAUAUUUGGACGCUUUAUACCAAUGGGAUAACCUUCAGAAGAGUCAGUUCUAUAAAGGAUUGCCGGAACUGUUGUCUCAAAUGCCUAAACGAGUCAAACUGAAUCGCGUUGUGUCGAGUUUGGCCAAAGAAGACGGACGACGAGGAGUUCCAGAAGUGGAUUAUUCNAAACUGAAUCGCGUUGUGUCGAGUUUGGCCAAAGAGUACGUGAAUCCAGAUAUGAUUCCUUUCGUUUUGCCAAACAUUCUGCUCAUCGCUAAAGAGACGGACGACGAGGAGUUCCAGAAGUGGAUUAUUCCCGACUUAGUCACUGUGUUCAAGCAUAAGGAGCCCAUUCAGAUCGGCAUCAUUUUGAUGCAAAACAUGGACUUUUUGGUCUCCAAAUUCAAGACUAAACCCGAUUCCCUUCGCGAACACAUUCUUCCCCUUAUAUACCGUUCGCUCGAUUCGGACGCUCAACAGAUACAAGAGCUGUGUUUAUCGGUUAUACCAUCGAUGGCUCAUCUCAUUGACUACACAGCGAUGAAGAACUCAUUGUUACCCAGACUUAAGACUAUUAUUUUAAAUACUAAACUAUUAUCGAGCUGCUUCACGAAGGGUAGGAUAGGUUGCAAGGCAGCUUUCUUGGCCGCUAAUAUUACCGUAGCCAUUUAUAAGCUGGCGAUGAAUAGCAACAAAUUAGGUCUCACUAAAGAAGUGAUCGCUACGAAAGUUGUGCCGCAUUUAGUGCCGCUUUCCAUUGAAAAUGGCUUAACAUUACAACAGUUUCAAACGAUUAUGUCAUUAGUGCGGGAGAUGUUAUGUAAGAUAGAAGACGAACAACAAGUAAAGUUAGAGCAAUUGAAUUCAAUCAAAUCGCAACAACAGUCACUAUUCAAUAGCACACAACAAAAGUCUCCCACUUUUGACAACUUAUCGCAACUGACAAACAGUGCCAACAGUUUUAGUCCUGUUCUCAGCGGCGCUAAUAAUAGCACCGCAUCUGCGCUCACACUGGAAGACAAGGAACGACUCGCCAAACAGAGCGAACAAAACGAGCGAUUGAAGGCU